Molecule: messenger RNA, 1140 nt
Organism: Penicillium canescens
Lineage: Eukaryota; Fungi; Ascomycota; Eurotiomycetes; Eurotiales; Aspergillaceae
Exons: 6
Coding region: 1-1140 (379 amino acids)
Source: RefSeq, a predicted model, not a curated record
AUGUUCCCUGGAGCGUUUGGCUCACAGGAAUCAUCUUCUCGCAGAAAUCACCCUGAUCUAUCAGAAUUUCCUGCCACAGAGCCCGAAGUUGGGUCCCUGUCUUCAUUGGUCGAAUCAGUUGAAUCGCCAGACUUUUCACAGAGUCUUCCCAGCUCUGCCGCUACGUGGUCUGAUCAGAGUCAUAUCUCUAUAGACAAUUCGCAAUCAACACAAGAGUUUGGACUGUCGGUACCCCCUCAGCACUCCACAUCCACGCUGAAUUCCAGCCCGAAUCAGCCUCGCAAGCAGGUUGUCUUGAAUGACCAACAUAGACCAAUUACCCGGUCCUCUCUUGAGAGCCAGGGCCCUGCUGAAGGGCAGCUUACCUUGAACAAUACCCCCAGCCUUGGCAUCUCAUCCUACUCCAUGUCAGUAGUAUCGGACGCCUAUUUUGCUGGCCCAAUGCAGCAUCCUCACCACCAUGCUUGGGCAAAUCGCCCGUAUCAGUCUUUGCAAGUGCCACAUGAACACAUGAACCCGCCGUUUGCAUCUUCGCAAUCGUCCUACUCUUCACCGGGCUACCCAGUUGGCUACCCUAGUCAUUCAAGCGCUCCGCUACCUAGUUAUCCCCAGCAAGUACCGGUGUCUUAUCUUACAGCAUCUGGUAGUGCUGCUCGUCAGAGCCAACCUCGAAGUCCCCCUAUGUCACGUCCUUUCCAGUCUACAUCUGCCUCAAAUACGCCUCUCUUGUCCCAGGAGCCUCUCAUGACUACCCCGCCUUUUAUGAUGAACCAACCGGCCUACUAUCUUGCUGAGCCACCAUCAAUCCCAUCCCAGCCCGCAUCUACCAACUCUCAACCACCACCAAUGGUCUCCCCAGAACCAAUAUACUCUCCAUCCAAUUCAGCAGCAACAUCAGAUUCAGAUCCAGUCCGAGUAGUCAGUUCACGGCCGCGGCCACAAUGCUGGGAUCAUGGCUGCAACGGUCGCGAGUUCUCAACGUUCAGUAACCUCCUCCGUCACCAGCGAGAAAAGUCAGGCGUUGUCGCCAAAGCCGAGUGCCCAAUCUGCGGUGCGGUGUUUACACGGACGACUGCACGAAAUAUCCAUGUUGCGCAGGGGAAGUGCAAAGCUUCAGGCAGGGAAUCCUCGACGGAAUAG